Episyrphus balteatus (marmalade hoverfly) is the source of this 1707-nucleotide messenger RNA. Its product is annotated as kelch-like protein 4. The transcript has 2 exons. The record is from RefSeq and is a predicted model, not a curated record. Gene Ontology annotation, molecular function: protein binding. Bases 1 to 1707 code for a protein of 568 amino acids. Lineage: Eukaryota; Metazoa; Arthropoda; Insecta; Diptera; Syrphidae.
AUGUUGUCAACAAAUCAAUUACAACAAAACGCUAAUGAUACCAUCAUCUUCAAAACCGAUAAACACUCGGCAAUAAGCUCCGAGAAAGUCCAGACUUUCUAUCAAAAAAAUGAAUUUUUCGACACUGUGAUCAAAGCAGGAAACGAUUCCGUCAAUAUCCAUGCUCAUAAAAUUGUCCUGUGCUCAUUGAGUGAGUACUUUUUGCAAAUUUUCCAUGACAAUCAAAAAGAUUCGAAGAAUAAUGUUGUUGAACUCAAAGAAAUCAAAGCUUCAACAUUGAAACUUGUAAUUGACUUCAUGUAUACGGGUGCGAUUGAAUUAAGUCUCGCAAAUGUUGAGGAACUUUUGCGAACUGCAUCACUUUUAAAGUUGAACACUUUAAUUGAUGGUUGUUGUGAAUUGAUUGAGGAAAACAUCAAUUACAGCAACUCUUUGUAUUGGUUCCGUUUGGCUAAAGAACUGAGCUUAAGUAGUCUGAAAGACAAGUCUCUGGAAUGUACUUACAUUCACUUUGAGAAAAUAUCAAAGGAAAAAGAGUUUAUGAUGUUGAAUGAAAAUGAAUUGAAGGAUUUGUUGUUCAACGAUAAUCCCCAUGGAGACUUCGAAGAAGAAGUCUUCCUGUCCAUGGUAGCAUGGAUAAAUUAUGAUAAACCUAAUCGAGAACUUUUAGUUUUCGAGCUUUUGUCAAUGGUUCGUUUUUGGGUAUUAACGCCCAAGUUCAUUGUUGAAAACAGACAUUCUGUUUGUAAGACUGUUGAAAGCUACGAAUUAAUUUGCGGUUGGCUUCAAUGGCAUUUGUCGCCGGAAACUCGUUCAAACGACUAUUCCAAUUGUACUUUCAAGCCAAGACAGAAGCCUAAGCUUGGAAUUGUAAGCUGCUUUUAUUCUCCUACCAUCCUUAACCGUAUUAUUAUCAUUGAAACCUUUGAUCCAAAAACAAAUUCAUGGUCAGAAGAAAUAGAAGAAGGUUUUGAUACCACAAAAGAUAAUUUUUCAUCAAUUGUAAUUGAUGAUAAGUUAAUUAUGGUUGGAGGGAAGGAUAAUGAUGAAUGGGAAAAUACUGUGGAAUGUGUUGACUUGGAUACGUUUGAGUGGACUGAUUUACCACCAAUGAUUAACACACCAGAACAACGUUGCGAAUUGGUAGAUUUGCAAGGACAUUUGUGUGUGUUUGCUGAUGGCGAAGAUACUGGCUCGUAUUCGAUGGAGUUAUAUAACUUUUCAACGUGUAAAUGGCAGGAUAUUCAUCCGCUUUGUCAACCAAGCAAAUCUAGUAAAUUAGCUGCCCACAAUGGAGUGUUAUACAUUUUAGAUUUUAAUAACGGCUUCUUGCAAACUUAUGAUGUUUCAACAAAUAAAUGGAUUUCUAGAACUAUUGAGGUAGAUUCGUUAAAUGAUUUUGGUCUUGCUGCAGUCGAUGGAUUUUUGUACGUCAUCGGUGGCGGUCGUUAUGAUAACGACGACUGCGAAGAAUCCAGUGAACAUGAAGGAUCGAAUGAAGAUGAAGAAAAAUCCGAUGAAGAUGAUAAUGAAGAAAAUUGUAAUAGAUUAAAAAUAUCAAAAACUGUCCAACGCUAUGAUUUAGCAAAUGAUUUGUGGUGUGAAAUGGCACCGCUACCAUAUACACAAGUUUUAUCAUCAAUUAAAACAAGAGUUCUUGAAAAUAAGAUUGUAGCUUGCGACCAUUGCAAUAUAAGCGAUAUGUAA